AAAGAUUUACUGGCAGCUUCUGUGUGCUGUGUGUACUUAUUAUUCGAAAGCACGGAGUAUACUCCGUGUUCGAAAGUAACGAAGCAUAUGUAAUGUUUUCAUAUUAUUGAAUUUUCGUUAAACUUUAUAUAAAAUUAAGUGAUAUUUAAAAAAACAAAAUGAGUUUCUCAUUUGGUACUAAUCCAACACAACAAGCUCAGCCAAUGUCUAAUUUUGCUUUUAAUCAGCAACAGCAGCAGCAGCAACAGAAUAAAGGCUUUAGUUUUGGAGCUGCACCUGCUUCAACAGGAUUUGGAUUUGGAACACCAGCAACUACUGCUUCAACAGGAUUUACAUUUGGUACUACUCCUCAAGCGUCUGUAGCAAGUGGUUUUACAUUUGGUACUACUCCUCAAGCAUCUGUAACAAGUGGUUUUACGUUUGGUACACAAAAUGCUGCUCCCGCAAGUGCUGGUUUCUCAUUUACUGGUGCUGCACCUACCACAUCCAGUAGUGGAUUUGCUUUUAAUACAAAUAUGCCUGCAGCAUCUACGAGUUCUAGUUUUAUGUUUGCUCCAGCUACUACAACAACAGCCUCUACAGGCUUUGGAUUUGGUAGUUCAGGCAUGUCUACAACAAGCACUGGCUUUGGAUUUGGGGCAGUUCCAACUGCUGCUGCUCCAACUACUACUUCUAUAACUUCUGGUUUUGCUUUUGGAGCUACAUCUGGAGCCCAAAGUAGUGGAUUAUCUUUUGGCACCCCUGCACAGAGUGGAACUGGAUUUUCAUUUGGAGGUGCUGCUACAACAACAUCCACAACUGGUUUUUCUUUUGGUGCACCAGCCACAAGCACUGCAACCACUAAUAUGGGAUUUAGUUUUGGUACCCCUGCUGCUACUACUACUACAUCUACUGGCUUUGCAUUUGGUAAUAUACAGAGUACUCCUGCUUCUUUUAGUGGAUUUGGUAUGCCUGCUGCUACGAGUAGCAGUACGUUUGGCACAUUGCCAUCAGCUACUGCAACAUCUACUGCUGCUACUGCUGCUCCAACAGGGUUUAGUUUUGGACAGGCAGCAACUGGGUUUGGAUUUGCAGCUUCUUCUGGUCCUGCACCAAAUGCCACAAUUAGUGCUUCUUUUGCAACUCCUGCUACUACUUCCAUGACUGCAGGUUUUGGUACUAACACUCAGCCUACAAUAUCUGGUGGUGGACUUCAAUUUGGUCUUCAGCCUUCUACUACCUCAAUGGGUACGACUCCAUUUUCAGCUACUGGCUUUACUUUUGGUGUUCCCAAGACUACUGCAACUACAGCCGAAACCACAACAAGUCAGUUUCAAAUGCCAGUUGCUGCUUCUAGUGCUUCAGGAUCUCUUUCUUUUGGGAUGAGCAUUGCCAGCUCUGUGGCUGCAACUACAACAAGUGCACCUCUUGGUUUUUCCUUGGGAAGUGCUGCUGCUAGUAAACCUCAAGAAGGAACUGGAACAACAUCUAUAUUUACAAUGAAUAAACCUGUGACAUCUAUUGGUAUGUUAUAUUUAUUUAACAUGUGUGAGAGAAGUGUGUGCUCAAAAUUAUGAUUUCAGGCAUUUGCUCAUGCUUAUGAGUAAAGCAUUUUUAAAGUUUGCUAUUUAUAACACAGUUAUUGUUAUACUGUUUUAUAGUUAUUAUAACGCAUUUGGUAUUUAUAAUGAAAGAGAGCAAAAUGCCUCAUUUUUUCUCAAAAUAUAUUACUCUCAAGUUUAAUGUAUUUUAAUCAAAACUACUUUUGCCUGUCACUUUUUCAAUUUUAUGCAUUGUAUUAAAAGUAUUCACAUAAAAUAAGAAGAAUUCCAUAAUUUAGUUUAAUUAUUUUGUCUUUUUUGUGCACAUAUUUUAAUUGACAAGGAAAAUCGCCUGAAAUGCCUGGGCAUUUAGAUAUCAGCGGGUUGGCACAACACCUGCAUCUGUUUUGUACCUAAUGCUUUCACCCACAUCACGUUAGUGCAUGGCUCGUUGAUUUUGGAAGCUGCUAAAUGACAUGCCACUCAUUCUUUUGAAGUGGCUAAAGUAGCUGUCUUAUUAGAAUGUACCUGUUUCCUCUCUUUUGUUUGUCAUCAACAUUUAGCUGUUGAUGCUCGCAAUUGCAAUCCUGUCUUAAGGGGAAACUGCAUACCAUGGAGGUAAGAAUAAAAGGAAGGGUCAGGCCCGCUCUAUGAGUAAAGCAGUGCUCCCAGACUUUUGUCUCCAUAUAAAUCGAAAAGCGGGCACUUCCGCAUAAAAAAAAAAAAAAAAAAAAAA
Molecule: messenger RNA, 2256 nt
Organism: Stegodyphus dumicola
Lineage: Eukaryota; Metazoa; Arthropoda; Arachnida; Araneae; Eresidae
Biological process (GO): RNA export from nucleus; protein import into nucleus
Cellular component (GO): nuclear pore central transport channel; nuclear pore
Molecular function (GO): structural constituent of nuclear pore; phospholipid binding
Source: RefSeq, a predicted model, not a curated record